This is a messenger RNA of Olea europaea var. sylvestris, 1150 nucleotides long. RefSeq lists its product as uncharacterized. The record is from RefSeq and is a predicted model, not a curated record. The annotation marks the transcript as partial. The transcript has 6 exons. NCBI's taxonomy places the organism in Eukaryota, Viridiplantae, Streptophyta, Magnoliopsida, Lamiales, Oleaceae.
GAAUCUUUGUCCAUUUCGCUUAUGUUCUGUAAGAUUUCUUCUAAUAAUAAUGUCUGCUUCACAUUUAAAGACACAUUUGAUGUGUUCGAGUCAGGAGAGUUUGUGAGAGAGAGGCAGCCAACUCCAUCAAUCCUUCACGGGUUAAAAGAGGGCAACCGUGUGAGGGUGAAAACUGGAGGCAGCCGAAGUGUUGGUUUUGUUUGGGUCGAGCUUGUCGAUUGGCAUUCGUUCGGUUUGUUUUCUAAGCUUGGAUCAAGAUUUCUUGAGGAGUUUCUGCACAACAUAGUGAACAAACACACCAAACUAAAGAUAGGAAAUCACUUCACUCCAUUGCCAACAUCAUCAAGCCACAAGAAAAAUCAACUCUUCCAAAGCAAAAAAUCAAGCUUCUGUACAAAAAUGAAAACGAUCGUCUUCCUUGCCUUUGCUCUUUUCCUCCAGGGAGCCCUUGGGGAAUUAAUCUGUGAGGAAUUGCCUGUUGGAUUGUGUUCGUUCUCAAUCGCAUCCUCUAGUAAGCGAUGCCUGUUAGAGACUCACGCAUCAAAUGAUGGAACUAUGGACUUCCAAUGCAAGACAUCUGAAGUGGUUGCUAUUAACUUGCACGAUUAUAUUGAGGCUGAUGAAUGCGUGGAUGCAUGUGGGGUCGAUAGGAAAUCUGUCGGGAUCUCAUCAGACACCCUUCUCGACUCUCAGUUCACCACCAAGCUAUGCUCACCACAGUGUUACCAGAACUGUCCCAACAUUGUUGAUCUUUACUACAAUUUGGCUCUCGGAGAAGGAGCAUUUUUACCUGAUCUGUGCAAAUCUCAAAGAGCAAAUUCACGUCGUUCAAUGGCUCAGAUUCAAAGUUCUGGUAUAGCUUUUGGCCCUAUUUCUGCAGCUGCUGGUCCAAUGUCUGCUGCUUCUCCUUUUCCUUCUCCAUCUUCAUCUCUUGAUUGUGCUCCAGCUCCAAUGUAAAUACAUCCCUAUUUGAUACGCAGUAUUGGAUAGGAAUAGAUAAUAUAAUGAAAAAGAUUUUAGUUUAUUUUUGUUGAUAUCUAUAACUAUCCAAUCCUCUUACCGAACAUGGCGUAUAUGUUCUAUGUAAUUUCAUUUGAUAUAGCAGUUGUAAUUAUAUAUUAUUUAAUGAAAGUGGACUAUAUCUGAUCAU